Capsella rubella is the source of this 1461-nucleotide messenger RNA. Its product is annotated as inactive glucose-1-phosphate adenylyltransferase small subunit 2, chloroplastic. Bases 1 to 1446 code for a protein of 481 amino acids. Gene Ontology annotation, biological process: glycogen biosynthetic process. The transcript has 8 exons. Gene Ontology annotation, molecular function: glucose-1-phosphate adenylyltransferase activity. Lineage: Eukaryota; Viridiplantae; Streptophyta; Magnoliopsida; Brassicales; Brassicaceae. The record is from RefSeq and is a predicted model, not a curated record.
AUGCAGAUCUCUUCUACUUCUUCUUCUAUCAAAUUGACCAAUCAUCAUCAUAUGAUAAGAUCGAGUAGUGAUCAUCAACAUCAAUGGAGACAUAACUACAACUUGAAGCAGCUUUUUGUUCCAAGCUCAUGUCCUAAUCUCUCUGUUUCUAACUCUCCUUUGAACCAAAGUGUCGCAGCUAUAGUGUUCGGAGGAGGAUCAGACCCUGAGCUUUAUCCUCUUAACAAAACAAGAUCCAAAGGAGCCAUUCCUAUUGCUGCAAACUACAGACUUAUCGAUGCAGUCAUCAGUAAUUGCAUCAACAGUGACAUCACCAAGAUCUAUGCAAUCACUCAGUUCAAUUCCACUUCUCUCAAUUCACAUCUGUCCAGAGCUUACAGUGGAUUCGGAAUCGAAAAAGACAGAUUCGUUGAAGUCAUUGCCGCUUAUCAGAGCCUUGAAGAUCAAGGAUGGUUUCAGGGAACUGCUGAUGCGAUAAGAAGGUGCUUGUGGGUAUUUGAAGAGUUUCCAGUGACUGAGUUCUUGGUUCUUCCUGGAUUUCAUCUUUACAAAAUGGAUUACAAGACGCUAAUCGAAGAUCACAGAAGAAGUAGAGCGGAUAUAACCAUUGUUGGACUAAGCUCUGCUACAGACCAUGACUCUGGUUUUGGUUUCAUGGAAGUUGAUUCCACAAAUCUCGUCACCAGAUUCUCAAUCAAACCUGAGAAGGAUCAACAAGAUUUUAUCUCUGUGGAAAACAGAACAACAAGAAGUGAAGAAACUUCUUCUUGCUGUGUCCCAAGCACAGGGAUUUACGUGAUCGGUCGAGAACAGAUGGUGAAGCUUCUGAGAGAAUGUUUGGUAAAAGCGAAAGACUUGGCCAGCGAAAUCAUUCCUGGUGCGAUCUCUGAAGGCAUGAAGGUGAAAGCUCAUAUGUUUGACGGAUAUUGGGAAGAUGUGAAGAGCGUUGGAGCUUACUAUAGAGCUAAUAUGGAGAGUAUUAAGAGUAACAGAUUCUACGACAGACAAUGUCCACUGUACACAAUGCCUCGGUGUUUGCCCCCAACCUCCAUGAGUGAAGCUGUAAUAACCGACAGUAUUAUCGGAGACGGUUGCAUUCUCGAUAGAUGUGUCAUCAGAGGAUCCGUGGUUGGAAUGAGAACAAGAAUCGCUGAUGAAGUGAUUGUAGAGGAUUCAGUCAUCGUCGGUUCGGAUAUAUAUGAGAUGGAAGAAGAUGUAAGAAGAAAAGGGAGGGAGAAGAAGAUAAAUAUCCGAAUAGGGAUCGGUGAAAAGAGUCGAAUAAGAAGAGCCAUUGUUGAUAAAAAUGCCAGGAUUGGCAAAAACGUCAUGAUUAUUAACAGAGACAAUGUUGAGGAAGGAAAUCGAGAAGCUGAAGGUUACGUUAUAAGAGAUGGAAUCAUUGUCAUACUUCGAAACGCAGAGAUCCCAAACAACUCCAUCCUUUGAAUAACACACUUCUAU